UGUGCCAGCCCUCCGCCAUAUUGACUGUUGUCUUGACUGGUAGGAGAGAGGGAACGUUUCGAGGUCCGCGAACAAACGAAAGUGUGCUCUGAAAAUACCCGAAACUGGUGCAAACUUGGCCAAAGCGCUUUAUAAGGACUAUCGCAAUGGCGAGGAAGAAAAGCAAGCAGCAAGGCGUCGCCCAGAAGGACCUAGUUCCCGGGCAGCAAGCCGCACCGAAGAGCCCAGUCUCUCCCGGCGAUGCAGCUGGCGGUGGCGGCGGAGAUGCUGGGCUGGAUCGGUUGGCGACCACCAGAGCGAACCAGCCUAUGCACACCUGCUGCCUUUUGUGCCACCGCGAGUUUAAGGACUGGGGGGCAAACUCGAUGAACGGACUAACCGGAAGCCAUGGGACCAAGCUUGCUGACGCGGUGCCCGCGCUCUCUCAGGCCUUAUUGCGGGAAGCACCAGGGCGUAAACUUGCAGAUGCAGUGCCCUCGCUGUCUCAGUCACUUUUGGGAGAGGUGCCGCUGUGGAUCUGUCAGAGCUGCUGUAAGAGCGUGGAAGAGGAGGAGAGACGGAGCAGUCAAGAGCAACCAAUGCCGGUACCAUUGUCACACUCUUCGUCCUGUAAAUCCCAGGGCUGUGGGAACGGCUACCCUGAGCAAAGUACUGUAGAUUGGGAUCCAAGUUCCUUCCUGUCAGCCCACAAAUUGUCAGGACUCUGGAACUCGGCCCACACCAAUGGAGGGGAACAUUGCAGCCACAACUCAUCACACUCACAACAAGGUGUAACACCGAGCUCCUGUCAUGAAAAAAGAGUACUCCAUGAAGCACCUGGUAAAUCUGCUAAAAGCGUGGGAGCCAAAGUGUGUCCGUACAGUCACCCAUCGGCGCAGAAUUCCAGUGGAUCUUCUGCUGGGAACCCACUUUCUACCUCAGCAGAUCAUUGCAAGACCACUCCCAAGCAUUUCAAAACUAUGUGUCGCCGACCCACGCCACCAGGUGAAGCCUUUCAUCAAAGUGAUCAUCAACACACAGACUUGUCGGUUCCCCCCAACAGUCCAACCGGUUUAUCUUCCCAGCAUUCCACCCUGCUGGUCCCCAAGCCAAGCUCUGGUCAGCACAGUCACGUCACCUCUUCCUCCAACGGCGCUGCCCACGCGCCCUUCUCUCCCCUGGGACCCAACCUCCACGGCCCGACAGCAAAACUCUCUUCUCCCAGCCCAGACAGUCCCACAUCUGUUCACAAGCCCAGCACAUGCAAAAACUCGCACAUUCCAGCCAACAACACUCAACACAACAAGAUGGGCUCCUCGGUUAUGGGGUGCAACCAUCCUUGUAACGGACACAGUGCGGGAGCAGCGGCGACUUCUAAUGUUGGGCAUUUGACAGGUGGCGCCUGCAGGGACCAAGCAUGUAAGGGGCACAAAAUGACUAAUGGGAACUUGUGUCAUCCACCUUCCGAACUUGAGGAGGGCGAGGAUGAAGACAGCAGCUCUGAAAGAAGCUCCUGUGCUUCGUCCUCCACCAAUCAGAAGGAUGGGAAGUACUGUGACUGCUGCUACUGCGAGUUCUUCGGACACAACGCGCCUCCAGCUGCACCUACAAGCCGCAACUACGCUGAGAUCCGAGAGAAGCUACGCUCCCGCCUCACCAGACGUAAAGAGGAGUUGCCUCAGCGCCAGGACUCCGAUCUAACAGUUCCCGGGGCCAUAGACAACCGGGAUGUGGACGAGCUGUUGGACUUCAUCAACAGUUCUGAACCCAAACCUGUCAACAGUGCCAAGGCUGCUAAAAGGGCUCGACACAAACAAAAGAAAAAGGAGAAGGCUCAGCAGGGACACACGGGAGCUGCAGGCAGUGACCCCCUCGCUAAUCCACUGGAGCCGGCGGACGAACCCAUGGCUGACGAAGCAGAAGCCAGCCGCCUCCUGGACUGGCCCCAGCUGGAACUCGAGCGCGUCAACAGUUUCCUCACCAGUCGCCUCGAGGAGAUCAAAAACACCAUCAAAGACUCCAUCCGGGCCUCGUUUAGCAUGUACGACCUCAAUCUGGAUGUCAACGACUUCCCCAAGAAGGCGGCCAUGCUGGAAGGAAAUCAUUUACUGUCUCAUCUCAACGGCUCCUCUGAUAUGCAGCAGAUAGACCUGGACCUCUCGCCUCUUUCACUGGGGAAUUUCAAGAGCCAUAUGGACCUGGCGAACGGUUGGGAAGACACGGCCUCAGUCACCGCCCCAAACACAGCCACAGGUGGCAGUGGAUCUAAGGACAACCAGCGUGCAAACACAGCUCAAAAUCCCUCUAAACUCACAAGAAUCUCUUCUCCAGAAAAAUGCACUACAGCUGACGGUUUACCGCCGCCGCCAGUCCAGGCAACAGCAAAGUCAAAAGACAGCGGAGACGCCAAGAGUCAAACGGUUGGUGCUACAAAGUCCAAGAAGAGUAAAAAACAGCAGCAAAAACAGGAACCGCCCGUUCACGAACACAGUUCUAAAGCCGGGGAGACCAAAGUGGCUGAAAACGGCUCCAGUGGUGCUAAAGCUGGAUCCAAACCCACACAGCAGUGUGUCGACAGUCAGAGAAACGGCACCAGGAAGCUAGACGAAGGCAGGUCGACCAAAAAUGCAACAAAUGGUGCAAACUGUGGCCUCUUGAGUGCGCCAAAGGGCCGUGGCGAGACAGAGGUGAAAGUGGGGCGAUGCGAUGAGGUGGACAGCAAGGGCCAACCCAGCGUUCAGACUAACGGACAGCAGCAACUUCAGUCCAAGAACAAAAACAAAAAGAACAAAAACAAGGGAGAAAAGUCCAGCAAUGCGAUUGAUGAUGUCUUUCUUCCAAAAGAUGUGGAUCCAACAGAAAUGGAUGAGAUCGACCGAGAAGUGGAGUAUUUCAAAAGGUUUUGCCUUGAUUCAGCAAAGCAAACUCGGCAGAAGGUAGCAGUAAACUGGUCCAACUUCAGCCUCAAGAAAGUCCCUUCUAAUGCAGCUCAGUAACGUGGACGAUAUCAGAAGAAAACCGUGACAAACUCUUUCAGUGGAGCCUGAGACUCUGUCUCCUUCCCUGUCCUCUUCUCUUCCUUACCAAGCAAAGGAAUCCCAGUUCAAAAUUCUGACACAUGACUUUUUGGCUGUUCAAGCCAAGGAUAUUUUUUUGUAAGGCCAGCGCAACAUUUUUACUAUUGCAAAUGAUCACUAAAUGAGAGAUGCUGAAAUGAUGACCAGUCUGUUCGAGUCACUGCAUCCAUGUGCUUACGUAUGUAGUAUGUAAAAAAUGACCUUACAUGAAAUAAAUGUUUUUAUC
Molecule: messenger RNA, 3282 nt
Organism: Synchiropus splendidus (mandarinfish)
Lineage: Eukaryota; Metazoa; Chordata; Actinopteri; Syngnathiformes; Callionymidae
Gene: fam193b
Product: family with sequence similarity 193 member B
Exons: 10
Coding region: 147-2975 (942 amino acids)
Cellular component (GO): nucleus; cytoplasm
Source: RefSeq, a predicted model, not a curated record